UCCACCCCCCUUCCCCCCGCACCAGCUGUUCGGUUCUCCUACCUACGCCACGCAGAACCCGACAGUUUGGUUCGCCCAUCCUCGUCAUUGGAACGUAGGCUCACUGUAUUCUGAAUUAGAUGGAUGCCGACGACGAUCUUGAAGUGCGAGAUGAGGAGGCAAACGACGAGGCCAUGGACUCUGAUCUCGACUCUGCGAUCGAGGAUAUGGAGCCGUCCGCGCAGGCUGAUCUUCUCUCGAUAACGUCAAGCAUUUUUGACUAUCAGUUCGAAAAUGAAUAUGUGUACCCGAAUGACGAUUCGGAACUUAUACGUUAUGACCUCCAACAUCAUCUGUGGUUGGUCACACUGGAAGGAGAGUUGGCAACGAGUCCUGGCAGAGAGACCGCAAAGCGAGUUCUGGAUCUUGGGACCGGAACUGGUAUCUGGGCGAUUGACUUUGCCGACGCAUAUCCAGGGUCCGAGGUCAUUGGUGUGGACCUGAGCGCGGUCCAGCCUGACCUAGUUCCCGCCAACUGCAGUUUCGAGAUAGAUGACCUCGAGCUUGACUGGCCCUGGGAGCAGCCUUUUGACUACAUUUUCAGUCGAUCCGCCGCUGGGAGUUGGUCACACUUUCGGGCCAUCAUUCAAAGAGCAUACGACCACUUGGAGCCCGGCGGCUAUUUCGAGGUUCAAGACCUCGAACUACCAUCAUUCUGUGACGACGGCUCCGUGCCGCCGGAUGCUGCCCUCUAUCGCUGGGAGCAUGCGCUUGUGGACGCCUCCAACGAGUUGGGUCGGCCUCUCAACUACGCCCGGGACUGUCUCGACGAUCUUCACGACGUGGGCUUUGUCGAAAUACAUCACCAACUUUACAAAUGGCCCUGCAACAACUGGCCUGAAGACCCAUACCUCAAAGAGGUUGGUCGAUGGAAUUGCGCGAAUCUGGACAUGGGCGUGGAGGCUUUCUCCCUGGGCCUCUUGACGAGGGUGAAGGGCUGGACGCGAGAUGCCGUCGAGGAGUUGUGUGCAGAGGUCAAGAGGGAGGUGAAGGAUACGAGACGGCAUACUUACUGGAGACAACACGUCAUUUAUGCUCGGAAACCUUGUAAGCCAUCAACGCAACAGUAGCACGAGACUUGAAUAGUAGAAUGUCAGGUGUAGAUCCAUGAAUUGCAACUCAUGCCCGCUCCUAGGAGGAACAACGGUAUCUCAAAUUAUAUCGGUUUGAAGUUCAAAUACUACAUAAUCGAGCCGCCGAGCGUUAUCAAGCUCCAACCAAGUAUACCAUUACAUACUUAUCAUCUGUGUCGCAGAGAUGACAUAUUGUCCUGUUCUUGCCGAGCUAUCAU
This is a messenger RNA of Colletotrichum phormii, 1330 nucleotides long. Its product is annotated as methyltransferase domain-containing protein. Gene Ontology annotation, molecular function: methyltransferase activity. The transcript has 11 exons. Bases 120 to 1109 code for a protein of 329 amino acids. NCBI's taxonomy places the organism in Eukaryota, Fungi, Ascomycota, Sordariomycetes, Glomerellales, Glomerellaceae. The record is from RefSeq and is a predicted model, not a curated record.